UCACUCCGUCGCAUCAUCCGCAUCUCCGCUCUGUUGUCACUUUUCAUAUUCGUGCUAUACAUCCUACGCAACCACUUCCGUGCACAACCACCCAGCUCACUUUCAGACUCUACCGACACCGCGAACGACGACGAGAAAGCUAAUGAAGCCCAUGACGACCCAGUAUCCCCGGUCUAUUCUCCGACCAACCCAACAGAACUCCACAUCCACGACCCCAGCAUCAUUAUCACUUAUUCUCACCCCGAACCCCAGCCAGAUCAAAACUCCAACCCCAAGCCAAACGCAGCCCACGAGGCCCGCACAGCACGUCCCGUGAAGACAUACUACGCCUACGGCUCCGGCCCGCACAUCCCCAUUCACACCGCGCCGGCCCUCUCCGGCCCCUGGACCAAGAUCGGCACCGUCCUAACCACAGACAGCGUCCUCCCCAUCGGCGACCGAAAAGCGCCCUGGGCGCCCACGGUCGUCGCCCACAAUGGCACGUACUACUGCUACUACGCAACAAGCCACAGCGGCUGCCGCCGCAGUGCAAUCGGCGUAGCUACCUCGUCGGACCCGGGACCCGGGGGAUGGGUGGAUCACGGAGUCAUCAUCCGGUCCGGCAUAGGGACAGGGUCGGGAUUGUACCCGAUGGAUCGCGCGAAUGCGAUCGACGUGAGUGUUAUAAUCACUUCUCUCCCACCGGAAGAGGAGGAAACUCAAAAAGAAGAAGAAGAAAAACCAACGGAGGAAAAAGGCUACCUGACCUUCGGCUCCUUCUGGACAGGGAUCUGGCAGAUUCCGCUCGCCCCCGACCUUCUGGUGAGUGACUACACGGGCAACCGCGAGGUGCGGCACCUCGCCCACGAGCCGCGGGCGGUGCACCCGCCCAAACCCAAGUCCAAUGGGAUCUGCGGCGACCCCACGGGGAUGCAUCCCGUCGAGGGCCCGUUUAUCUCCUACCGCGCGCCGUGGUUUUAUCUGUGGUUUAGUUGGGGCAAGUGCUGUGGGUUUAAGCCGGAGCGGUUGCCGAGGAAGGGGAUGGAGUAUGUUAUCCGGGUCGGCCGCUCGAGGAGUCCCCGCGGCCCGUUCGUGGAUAAGCAAGGCCGGGGCCUGGUGGAGGGCGGCGGGGAGGUUGUGUAUGGGUCGAAUGGGGAGGUGUAUGCGCCUGGGGGCCAGGGGGUCCUGGUUCAUCGUCGAUACGAUGAUGUUCUCGGGGUGGAGGUGGAGGAGGAUGUGCUUUAUUAUCAUUAUCUGAAUACCUCGGUGGGGUAUGAGUUUCAUGAAGCGCGACUGGGUUAUAAUGUCCUGGAUUAUGUGGAUGGCUGGCCGGUUCCG
Messenger RNA from Aspergillus aculeatinus CBS 121060, 1317 nucleotides. RefSeq names its product arabinan endo-1,5-alpha-L-arabinosidase. The annotation marks the transcript as partial. Gene Ontology annotation, biological process: carbohydrate metabolic process. Gene Ontology annotation, molecular function: hydrolase activity, hydrolyzing O-glycosyl compounds. The transcript has 5 exons. Lineage: Eukaryota; Fungi; Ascomycota; Eurotiomycetes; Eurotiales; Aspergillaceae. The record is from RefSeq and is a predicted model, not a curated record.